AUGCCAAAAGAACAAAAAUCGAAACGUUUAAAAAAGGAAGCAGUGGCGUUACCACAACCUCCGGAUAAUGUAAUCACGGUGUAUAAAGACGAACUCGAAAAACAUCUUGCACAAAAAUGCAAUUCACGUCCACGACCAAAUCCACCUUAUUUUUCUCUUGAUGUUAAUUGCACAUUAUCCUCUCCAUCUAAGUCUACAAAGGAAGAAACAACCUCACUUUCAGAGUUAUCUAAAGAAAUUUUAGAUUCAUUGAUUAAUAAUGUAAAUUAUUGGUUUCAAACUUUUGUUCCUACAAAUUUUAAGAAAACAGACGAUGAUGAUAA
This is a messenger RNA of Racocetra fulgida, 323 nucleotides long. The record is from the annotation of a GenBank genome assembly. NCBI's taxonomy places the organism in Eukaryota, Fungi, Glomeromycota, Glomeromycetes, Diversisporales, Gigasporaceae.